AAGUCGUGAAACGCAACAAAACAAAACAAGAAAACAGUUUUCUCCGAAAAAAGGCCGAGGGGAGGGUUAUAUGACUUAAUCAGAUAUCUUAUUUUCAUAGAAUCCUGAAAUCUCUUUCUCUUCGAUUUCAUUUCGAUGGCUGAUCGUCGAAAUAAUCAAGUAUCAUUGAGGGGAGCAAGUGCUAAAGAGAUAACAAGAGCAGCACUUCUCGAAAAAGUUACACAAGAAAGAGAGCUUCGUAAUCAUACGCGUAAAGCUGCAUCUGCAUCUCUCUUCAUUCAGAGAGUAUGGAGGGGUUACAGUGUUACGAAGAAAUUGGUUGUCCAAAUUCGGCAAGAAUGGGAGGAAGCUGUAGUGAAUUGCCAGCCUGAUGUUGUGAUUACUGGUGAAUGGGUGUCGAACUGUUUAUUGAGACCGUUUAUUUUCUUUAUAACUCAUUCGUCUAUUGCACAAAGGAAGUUGGAAGCGAGGAAUUUGAGUUGUAUGCUGACUUGCUUUAAGUUUCUCUUGCAAAGCAUUGACUCAACUGAAUCUCAGAAGAAUUUUUGUUCUUUGGCUACGGGUACACUUGAGGAGAGAACUACGUGGAAUUACCAAGCAAAGAAGAUAAUUUUUGUAUCGUCAUUUGUGCUUGGUGAAUGUGAUCCAGCGGGUCCUGUGGGGGAUGACUUCUGUUUGGCUACUUCACUUGCAAUGCGGGCGGUUGUUGCCUUGACUGAUUUGAAAGGGUGGAAAUGCAUCAAUAGUGAAGGUCUAAAUGGUGCAGAGAUUUCUGUAAAGCAUUUAGUCAAAUUUAUAGGAACUGAGCAAAGUGGUCUUCAUAGGAGUAUUAGGAAAUAUUUGAUGAAACUGGAUAUGAAAGUUCCUUUGCAAGGAAGCUCGGCUCUGCAGACAGGUGAUCAUUUCUUGAUUAUUGCAAGUGCUAUAACAUUGGCAUUACGACCUUUUCAAGCUGGCAAAUCACUUCCAAAUGAUUCCCUGUACUUGGAAAUGCAAGACGUUGUGGAACAGCAUUGUGUUUUUCUACUUACAGUUCCUUGGCUAGUUCAACGUGUACCAGUGAUUCUCGUGCCUGCUUUGAAGCACCAGUCUGUGUUCGCGCCUUGCCUCAGCACUUUACUGACAUCUAAGGAGAAUAUCUUCAUGAAAAUGUCAAAGUUGGAUGAUUCUGCUGCUUGUCACCGAUUUAUUCCAAAUGCUGGUUGGGCUCUUGCAAACAUAAUAAAUUUGGCAACAGAGUAUACGAACAACUCCUCAAAUCCAGGGAAAUUUUCUUCUGGUCUAGAUUGCAGAGUGUAUGUUCGUGUUGUUAGCAUUUUUGCAGAGAACUUAUUGUCUGUGCUUGAUAAUGUUGGUAGCAUAAGGAAGGUGGAGAACCAUGAAUAUCAAGAACAUUUUGUUUCUUCUGGAGAAAAUAUUGAGCCUGCUGUAUCCCAGAGCCACACAACUUUCGAAACCUUAAAGUUGCCAUACUUAGGCAUUUUUAGGCCAGUCCAUCAGCGGUGGCAUCUUGUGACACUUCUGUCCUCAAUCAAGAAGGAUGCGCUUUCUCUGCAAAAUGGUAUUUCUCCUCCCAAUCAGAAGCUGGAUUGUUUAGGCAACUUGGAACUGCUUGACGUCGCAUAUUUCUAUUCGUACAUGUUGAGAAUAUUCUCAUCCUUAAACCCCGCGGGUGGAUCAUUACCUAUCCUUAACUCACUAUCUUUUACUCCUGGAUUUCUUACUCAUUUAUGGAAAGCUCUUGAAGCUUCCAUAUUUCCAGAAAAUUGCACCAGUUCUAUUUCUGACAAACCUUGCACAAGCGAAACCGGAGUGAAUAAUGAUGGAAGUACUGGUAGAAAGUUAAAAUUGACCUCAAAGGAUUCAGGGAAUAAGUGGGUGAAUGCACUACAAAGGAUCACCAGAAAAUCGACUAGGGAUGUGGAGGAUAGUCACUCUGUUUAUGAACCACCGAGUUUUGAUCACUCCGAGGAAGACUCAUGUGAAACAUGGGAUGUUGAACUUUUCAAGCAAGGGCCACUAGGUCUGUCAAGAGAUAUGUCAUGUAUGCUACAUCUCUUUGCUGCUAUAUAUUCUCAUCUCCUGUUAGUGCUGGAUGAUAUAGAAUUUUAUGAAAAGCAGGUUCCAUUCACACUGGAGGAACAAAGGAAGAUCGCAUCCGUGCUUAAUACCUUGGUGUAUAAUGGGUUUUCUCAUGGUAGCCUUCGUAAUAAACCAUUAAUGGAUGCUGCAGUUAGAUGCCUCCAUUUGUUGUAUGAGAGAGAUUGCAGACACCAGUUCUGUCCGCCUUCUCUGUGGCUCUCACCGGCCAGAAAUAGUCGCCCUCCUGUUGCAGCAGCUGCUAGAGCUCAUGAAUCUAUAUCUGCUAAUUCUAGGCCUGAGGAUGCUUUAUCAUUUCCAAGCAUGGGUUCUGCUAUCACUACCACCCCUCAUGUAUUUCCAUUUGAAGAAAGAGUUCAGAUGUUCAGAGAAUUCAUUAAGUUGGACAAAGUAUCUAGAAGAAUGGCUGGUGAAGUUGCGGGGCCUGGUCCAGGAUCGAUAGAGAUAGUGAUUCGCCGUGGUCAUAUUGUUGAAGAUGGAUUUAAACAGUUAAACUCCCUUGGGUCAAGGUUGAAGUCAUGUAUUCAUGUUUCCUUUGUCAGUGAAUGUGGCUUGCCAGAGGCUGGCCUGGACUAUGGUGGUUUAUCAAAAGAGUUCCUAACUGAUAUAUCAAAAACAGCUUUUGACCCUGAUUAUGGAAUAUUUUCUCAGACGUUAACUUCAGAGAGACAUUUAAUUCCAAAUACAUCUGCGAGAUUUCUAGAUAAUGGUAUGCAAAUGAUUGAGUUCCUAGGCAGAGUUGUUGGAAAAGCACUUUAUGAAGGAAUUUUGUUGGAUUAUUCCUUCUCACCUGUUUUUGUACAAAAGAUUUUAGGCCGCUUUAGUUUUGUUGAUGAAUUGUCAACACUUGAUCCGGAAGUCUACAGGAAUCUUAUGUACGUCAAGCAUUAUGAUGGUGAUGUCAAGGACCUGUCGCUGGACUUCACAGUUACAGAGGAAAUAGUUGGUAAACAUGUUGUCUCUGAGCUUAAACCUGGUGGGAAAGACAUGGCAGUGACAAAUGAGAAUAAGUUACAGUAUGUUCAUGCAAUUGCUGACUAUAAACUCAAUCGGCAGAUGAUACCUCUGGCAAAUGCAUUUUAUAGAGGCAUGAUUGACAUUAUAUCGCCAUCUUGGUUGAAUAUAUUUAAUGCUAGUGAAUUCAAUCAGCUGCUUUCAGGUGGAAGCCAUGACAUUGACAUUGAUGAUUUAAGAGAAAACACGAGGUACACUGGCGGCUAUUCUGACGGAAGUCGAACAGUUAAAAUUUUCUGGGAGGUUAUUGCAGGAUUUGAGCCAAAGGACCGGGGUAUGCUUCUAAAGUUUGUGACAAGUUGUUCUUGUGCUCCUUUACUUGGAUUUAAACACUUACAACCAACCUUUACUAUUCACAAGGUUGUGUGUGAUGUUCCUCUUUGGGCAUCCUUUGGAGGUCAAGACGUGGACAGACUUCCUUCGGCCUCUACAUGCUAUAACACACUGAAGCUUCCUACAUAUAAACGGGCGAGUACUCUGAGGUCAAAGCUUCUUUAUGCAAUAAAUUCAAAUGCAGGAUUCGAGCUCUCUUAAAAUAUGAGGUAUACACCUGUGGAAAUUCUGUAAGCUUUCUAGUUAUCUAACCUUGUAAGUAAGCCAAUCUGAAUUUGAGGUUGUAAUAUUGUGUAUAGCAGAAACCUAAUUGUUAAAUACUAUAAUGAACAAAGAGAAUCUAUUCCAUGCUUCAGGGUUACCCCAGUUUUUUGGUUGCUUAGUGCAUGUGUCAAGUAAAAACUAGUUGUUGUAUUUUUAUUUUAAAUUUAAUAUUCUUGGUUUGAGCAA
Messenger RNA from Papaver somniferum (opium poppy), 3897 nucleotides. Its product is annotated as E3 ubiquitin-protein ligase UPL7-like. NCBI's taxonomy places the organism in Eukaryota, Viridiplantae, Streptophyta, Magnoliopsida, Ranunculales, Papaveraceae. Bases 136 to 3648 code for a protein of 1170 amino acids. Gene Ontology annotation, biological process: ubiquitin-dependent protein catabolic process; protein polyubiquitination. Gene Ontology annotation, molecular function: ubiquitin protein ligase activity. The record is from RefSeq and is a predicted model, not a curated record. The transcript has 14 exons.